Messenger RNA from Colletotrichum orchidophilum, 1797 nucleotides. RefSeq names its product MFS siderochrome iron transporter MirB. Gene Ontology annotation, biological process: transmembrane transport. Lineage: Eukaryota; Fungi; Ascomycota; Sordariomycetes; Glomerellales; Glomerellaceae. Gene Ontology annotation, molecular function: transmembrane transporter activity. The transcript has 4 exons. The record is from RefSeq and is a predicted model, not a curated record. Bases 1 to 1797 code for a protein of 598 amino acids.
AUGGCAGUGAUUUCGCAGCUUCGUGAGGUCCUCGGCCGCAAGCAGGCUCCGGUCGAAGAUGCUCCCAUGACAAUCACCACGGCCCUGGAUGUCGCCAACAACGACGACAGGGAACUGGGAGAGAUGCCCCCGGACGACGAGAAACCGACCGAGGAGCAGAGAGUCAGCCAGGAGGUCCAGCACGGUGUCAAGUUGGCCCAGGCCUUGACCCUGACCUGGGGCAAGAAUUCGCUGAUUGCCAUUUUUAUCUUCAUGUGGUUUCUGUACCUCACCAACGGAUUCCAGAGUUCGGUGUUGUAUAGCUUGACGCCGUAUGCGGCCAGCGACUUUGAGUCGCACUCGCUUCUUCCCGUUAUCGACAUUGUGUCCAGCGCCAUGACGGCUUCGGUGUAUAUCCCGCUGGCUAAGAUUCUGGAUCUCUGGGGUCGAGCUGAGGGGUUCUUGCUCAUGGUUCUUUCUGCCACGCUGGGUAUGAUUAUGUUGGCCGCCAGCCAGAACCUCGCUACGUAUUGUGCUGCUACGGUCUUUUGGCAAGUCGGCUGGUCUGGUCUCACCUACAGCAUCGACGUAAUCACGGCCGACUCGACCCAUGUCAAGAACCGAGGGCUGGCGUUUGCGUUCACAUCUUCGCCCUACAUCAUCACCGCGUUCGCCGGGCCCAAGGCCGCCGAGGGUUUCCUCAACAACGUUAGCUGGCGUUGGGGCUUUGGCUGCUUCUCCAUUGUCCUACCCGUCGUCGCCGUGCCCAUGUACAGCAUCCUGAAAUGGAACAUCCAUAAGGCCAAGAAGCGCGGAACUCUGGUGCGGGAGCCCAGCGGCCGUAGCUUUGCUCAGAAUGUCUGGUGGGGUCUGAUCGAGUUUGAUGUUCUUGGAAUCGUCCUCUUCGCCUGCGGUCUCGUCACCUUCCUGCUGCCCUUUUCUCUCGCGAGCACCGCUCCAGAUGGCUGGAAGUCCGGCUACAUCAUCGCAAUGAUCGUCACCGGCUUUGUAGUGCUCGCCCUCUUCAUCCUCAACGAGCUCCACCUCGCGCCCAAGCCUUUCCUCAAGUUCGAAUUCUUCUCCGACAGAACAGUUAUUGGCGUGUGCGUCCUCGACAUUACGUACCAAGUCGCCUACUACUGCUGGAACAGCUACUUCACCUCCUUCCUGCAGGUCGUCAACGACCUGUCCGUGUCCAACGCGGGCUACGUGGGCAAUACCUUUGAUGUGGUUUCCGGCGUGCUCCUCUUCAUCGUUGGCUUCUCCAUCUCCAAGACGGGUCGCUUCCGCUGGCUUCUGAUGGUCGGCGUACCGCUGUACACCUUUGGCCAGGGUCUCAUGAUUUAUUUCCGCCAGCCCGGCCAGAGCGUCGGGUACCUCGUCAUGUGCCAGAUCUUCACGUCCAUCGGCGGGAGCGUCUUUAUCCUCUGCAUGCAGGUCGCCAUCCUCGCGGCCGUGGACCACCAGCACGUCGCCGCCGCCCUCGCGCUUCUGAGCGUCUGCGGCAACAUUGGCGGCUCUGUGGGGAACACGAUCUCUGCGGCGAUCUGGACCAACACGUUUGAGAAGGCUCUGGAACGAAACCUUCCCGCGUCUGCGCUGGAGAGCCUGGCGGAUAUCUACGCGGAUCUCGAUACGCAGCUCAGCUAUCCUGUCGGCAGCGAUGAGCGACUUGCCAUACAGAACGCGUAUGGGUAUGCCCAGACGCGGAUGCUUGCUGCUGGGACCUCGGUGAUGGUUUUUGGCUUUAUUGCUAUCUUCAUGAUCAAGAACUACAAUUUGAAAGAGAUGAAGCAAACAAAGGGGCUUGUGUUUUAA